AUGGAGGAAGAUGCCAGAACUAGCAAAAUCCAUCCAAAGAAGGGCUCCAAGAAAGCAGUGACCAAGGCCACCGAAAAGGGCGGCAAGAAGAGGAGCAGGAAGGAGAGCUACGCCAUCUACGUGUACAAGGUGCUGAAGCAGGUCCGUCCCGACACCACCAUCUCUUCCAAGACUAUAGGUAUUAUGAACUCAUCCAUCAGCAACAUCUUCGAGCGUAUCGCCGGCAAGGCCUCCCGCCUGGCUCAAUACAACAAGCGCUCCACCAUCACCUCCAGGGAGAUCCAGACCGCCGUCAGGCUGCUGCUGCCCGGUGAGCUGGCCAAGCACCUCAGCAUGAUUUUGGACCUUAGGAGGAAGACGGAGAACACGGAGAAAACCCACACAUGCACAGGAAGAACAUACAAACUCCGCGCAAAAAGAUCCCAAGAAGGCCGGGAAUCUUCUAGCUGCAAGGGCUGCGCCGCACCACGGCUACGGUUGGUCGCCAGGAUGACGGCUCGGCACUGGAUUGGUUGGCUGUACCAGGAAGACCGAGAUAUAAAGGCGGAACCGUGA
Messenger RNA from Amphiprion ocellaris (clown anemonefish), 555 nucleotides. Its product is annotated as histone H2B 1/2-like. The transcript is spliced from 2 exons. Gene Ontology annotation, cellular component: nucleosome. Gene Ontology annotation, molecular function: structural constituent of chromatin; protein heterodimerization activity; DNA binding. Bases 1 to 555 code for a protein of 184 amino acids. The record is from RefSeq and is a predicted model, not a curated record. NCBI's taxonomy places the organism in Eukaryota, Metazoa, Chordata, Actinopteri, Pomacentridae.